UAGCUAGCAUUAGCAGCUGUAGUAGCUUUAUAACAAUAAAGAUGUCAACUACAGAAGAACACACGGCGGUGACUCUUCCCUGCGUGCUAAUAACUAGUUCUGAUAGCAAGUUUAAAGAGGAAGAGCUGAUUAAACAGAUCCUCAACUCAAAGACUUUGCCCGAACCAACUAAGCGAGAAGAAGCAGUGGUCUGGUAUCCCUGGACCAUCAACAAUAAGUAUUAUACAGCAGACGUCUGUCUCUGUGCUGUACCAGACACUUACCGAAUGUCAUCAGAAAUUGCCCAGGCCACACAGGCUUUCAUCGCUUAUUUUGACAGUACAGUGCAAGAUGGCCUGGAAAAGUUACAGCCAUGGAUCUCCGUGGUAGAAGAUCUUGCCCCAGAGGUUCUUAUUCUGGUGUGUGACAGAGUCUGUGAAAAUGGGGUCACCAGACAUGAAGCACAUCAAUGGUGUUUGGCUCAUGCCUUUGAACUAGUGGAGCUCAAUCCACAAGAGCUGCCAGAUGAGGAUGAUGACUUUCCAGAAUCUACAGGAGUUAAGAGAAUUGUCCAGGCUCUCAAUGCCAAUGUGUGGUCCAGUGUGGAGAUGAAGGAUGGGCACAACCAGGGCUUUGAUCUGAUGAGUAGUUUGGUGGCCUCAAGGCACAACAAUCCACGCAGUCGCCCGGACCCACCAUCUUCCAGUUUGCCAGAAGAGGGCACACUUAAUAAUGAGGAGAACAGUCAGACAGAAGGUAGUACCAACUCGACUACACGGGAUGAAGCCAUAGUUGAUGCCAUGACUAACUUGGACAUUCAGGAACUUGCUAAUCUGACAGCUGGAGAUGCAGACGCAGAUAACUUUGAACGGCUCUUUACUAAAUUAAAGGAGAUGAAAGACAAAGCUUCUUCAUUACCCCAUGAGCAGAGAAAGCUUCAUGCAGAGAAAGUAGCAAAAGCCUUUUGGACAGCCAUUGGUGGUGAUGAUGAUGAAAUAGAUGGGCUAUCAUCAGGGGAGGAAAGCUAACAACUGUGACUCUGUCUUCUUUCUCCUGAACCUCCUCCUUUCUUGGGUACCUCAAGAUCUACUGUCCAUUGACAUGCUUCUUGCACUUGGCAAGUGAAGAUACUUACAGGUGUUACUGUAGGCACGAUCACGUUUAAGCAUUUAUUCUUUAAAAUGAAAUGAAUUGAAUGCGUAUGUAUAGUGAGAAGCAUUCACAAGAGAGCAGGUGAGUGGCCCUGACCCUGUCCUGUCCCUUAGGUCCCUCAUUAUGCUUUAAGGCUGGAGUGAAACUCAGCACAAUGAGCUGGUAGAAAAAGAGGAAGUUAUGUGGGCUUCAUGUUGUGUCAUUUUAGGUACAGUUGUCACGUUUUCUAGUGACAUAAUGUGCCUUACCCUCAAGAGGAAUUGUUCAGUGUAAUGCAUCCUUUAAAAUGAACAAAGGCUUGUGAUUGUAA
This is a messenger RNA of Betta splendens (Siamese fighting fish), 1441 nucleotides long. RefSeq names its product alpha and gamma adaptin binding protein (gene aagab). The record is from RefSeq and is a predicted model, not a curated record. The transcript has 10 exons. Bases 42 to 1007 code for a protein of 321 amino acids. NCBI's taxonomy places the organism in Eukaryota, Metazoa, Chordata, Actinopteri, Anabantiformes, Osphronemidae.